Messenger RNA from Acanthaster planci (crown-of-thorns starfish), 2670 nucleotides. RefSeq names its product melatonin receptor type 1B-B-like. Lineage: Eukaryota; Metazoa; Echinodermata; Asteroidea; Valvatida; Acanthasteridae. Gene Ontology annotation, molecular function: G protein-coupled receptor activity. The record is from RefSeq and is a predicted model, not a curated record. Gene Ontology annotation, biological process: G protein-coupled receptor signaling pathway. Gene Ontology annotation, cellular component: membrane.
UUGGUACACAGUCACUGGCAUCGUCCUCCAUAAAAAGGCGCCUAGUACCUUUUGCCUGCUUUCAAAAGCCAUUCUGUACCGCAGUCACUAUACUUUCGGGAAGCAACACGCAGUUUGGAGAUGCAAGAAGCAUUAGGCCUACUGCUCACAUUUUGACAUUCUUUCACGAUUUGGGAUUAUCAGUUGUUGAGCCUGAUCUUGAAUUAGAACACGGAACUUCAGACCAACAUGGAUCAUAGCAAUGCAACGAUGGUCCUCUUUAACGAUACCUCAACAGUCUCCUCUGUCAAUUCUUCUGCCACAGACUACAGCUCAACGACUCCUUCCUGGAUGCAGGACAUAACGACGAUGGCUGUCAUUCAGUCUUUGCAAACCUACCCUGAGAGAGUUGUUGUUGCCAUACUCUGGCUCUUGGUUGCUCUGGUCAAUAUCACCGGCAACACCAUGGUCAUCCUGGCCGUGGUGUUUAGUAAGAAGCUGCGGACAUCCACCAACGUCUUCGUGGUCAGUCUCAGCGUGGCUGAUCUUCUGACAGGCCUUGCACUUCCCAUGAGCGCUGUUGGGCUGCUCAGUCCGGGAAACAGUUGGCCAUGGUCCACAGAGGCUCCUUGCUACCUGGCUGCCCUGCUACUUUUCGUCAGUUCGUCUGCUAGUCUUUUCAAUCUGGCCUCCAUCGCCUUGAACAGACUGAUCCUUAUCAAACGCCCAAUGACUCUCUAUCGUAGUCUUUACACCAGGCGCAACUUAGUUGUUAACGUGAUCGUCCUGUGGUUCGUUGCCUUGGCAACGAUGAUUGUUCCACCACUCUUGGGAAUCGGAGGAUUCGGCUACGACAAGCAGCACCAUACCUGCAGUGACCUGGAUACCCAUCCUAAGGCCAAGACCUUCCAGCGAAUCCAAACCUUCCUGUCCUAUCCUGUCCCAUUUUGCAUUAUUUGUAUUUGCUACACCACGAUAUUCUUGCACGUCCGGCGCCACUUUCAGGCCCAGAGACCAUCCAUGCAAGUUGCCAUCGGUGAUCCUGGCCCGGAUUCAGGCCAGGGUUGUAGCUCGGGUAGCUCCAACUUUGCGGUGUCUGACAGCGCCGCUGUUCUAAAGACAGCCCAACGGGAUCGUAUCUACCGCCAACAGCUUCAGAUCACCAAGAAUCUCUUCAUGGCAGUCUGUGCCUUCUUCCUCUGCAUCACUCCUUACUGCGUGGCGCUUUUCAUCCCCAACACCGACCGAUACCUUCUGUUUUUGGGCGUAGUCUUUACCUUCAACAGCUGUGUCAACCCGAUCAUAUACGCCGCUAAACAUCCACAGUUCAAGAAGGUGAUACGCCGUAUGAUGAGAUGCCAAUACUCUCAGAUCGAAGAGCCAUCGGACACGCUUAAAGCUUUGAUGACUUCUUGUUGUAAAGUGUAACAGCAUCAGUGCUGGACGCUUUGAUAAAUUUGAUGACCCUGCUCUUACGUGAUGACAGCAGAAAUUUUGAUCUCUUAGAAUCUAAUUAUACUUGAUUAUUUGUACUUCAUGAGUGCUUGAGAUGGGUCGGUCACACCCUCCGUAGACCUGCAUCCAGUACGACAAGACAAACCGUUGUCUGGACAUGGUUGUCGCGAGGGGGAGGGAAGGGGCAAGAGGGAUACCUCCGCAAAAAAGUGCUUCAUAACAAGAAACGGGAAACGAAAGAAGAAAAGGGAUGAAAGCCGAUAAAAUUUCUUCAAAAAUAACAAUAACAGUAAUAACAAUUAUAAUAAUAAUAAUAAACUAAAUAAUAAAAUAGAGUAAAACUUGACCCCCUCCGGAUCCGACCAUCAAUUAUCAGUUCUUAGCUGAUGAGUGCUUUUCCCUGGGAAUCUUCCCAAAUUAAAAAAAAAUAUCCUUGCGACGCCCAUAAUACCUGGAACUGGCUGGGAGAAAUGAAGAAGACACCCAACAAACACAGAGCUGCAAUUCGGAGGUAGACAAAAAAGAUAUGGACCGUACCUUGGGGACAGCUGGAGGGACUGGGUAAGGACCAGGACGACUGGAGGAAAGGCUAGUCGGUGGAAUAUGCCACAGGAAGAGGGGCCGUAAGCGGAGGUGAGGUUGUGAAAUGAUACGCCUAUUUUAUGUGGCAAAAAGACUUCCUUCAGUAUUAGACUGGGGUUGGAAAAGUUGUAUAAUAAACAAGACUUGUUUGAAACCGAAGAAAUAACCGUGAAAGUAAUCAACCCCUUACUAAUCACUACUUUGUUCUGGUUUUAUACCAAAUGAUAGUUCUCGAUAAUCUGUUAGCUCUUGCUUCUCUGCGUCUGUUUCAGCUAAGAAUAAAAAAUGUAUGAGAGAAAAGUAAGCAUAAUAUUAAUGUAACAUGUUUGAUAAAUCUUACCCAUAUUUGAAGCAUGUAAAUUAUGGAAAGAUAUGUUCAAAGUGCAGCAUUAUUAACGUUAAUUUAAAAAGUGUGACUCACUCGUAAUUGUCUGAUAUUUCACUGAGUCCUUUGAUCUUAUUUUGUUCUUCGAUAUAAUAGAACUGUAAAAAUAAACGAGUGACCGUCGUCAGUAAUACAGUGGCUUUUUCACUUUCUUUGAUAAUUAGCAAUAUAAAAUGGUUUCUUGUGAAGUGUGAAUUGAAUUGUAGAUGAAAACGGAUGAUAAUGGAAAUGACUAUUAAAAAUCAGUGUGAAUAAAGAAUGCACGCAUG